AUGGCAGAAAAACACGGAUUGACUCUGGGAGGCUCAUCCUCCGUUUCCUCUUUAACCGAUUUUAUUCGGUGUCUCCCCCCGGAGAUAGUCCUACAGAUAUUAACCUAUCUCCCCUUCGAAGAUUUGCUUUCUUUUGGGUCCACCAGCCGCUUGAAUAAUGAAUACCACAUCGUGAGCAUGAAACGAUUAAGGCUAGGCGUUUUCGAGAAACGAGUGCACUCGAUAAUUUCCCUUCUCCAAGCCGGAUGGGCUAGCCCUGAUCAUCUGGGCAGUGGCUGGGUUGAUCAAGAGGCCGCACGAAGCUAUACAAUUUCUAUUGUCCAGAACCCAGCUAAAUCUACGAAACAAUGGCCACUGCGCGGAAAUCCAUGCCAUACAAUAUACCCGAGAAACAGCGGUCCAAGGUUACGUGAAAAGCCACAAUCGCAAGAACAAAUGAUUCGAAUACAGAACAGAAUAUUCGCCAGUGUCCUACGACGCUACGGACCAUCACUACGGACUCUUGAAUUUAUGGCGUAUGACCUCAACACCGAGGGCGCAUCUGCCUUGGGCACCCGUUGUCAACAUACUCUCCGCCACCUUGCACUGCGCUUCGAACACCAACAUAUCCGAGAUGGAGUUAUGAGGCCAAGUACAUGGCUUCACCCGGCUCCUGGGAAUGAGGCGUGGAAUUUGCUUAUAGGAAUUGGACAAUUCAAGAAUACUGGGCUUCACAGCCUUGAGACUUUGAUUUUGGAGCGAGCAGGCAUCACGCCGUGGCAGUUGAUGAUGCUUGUAAAGAAGAACCCUAAUUUGACGACUCUAAGACUCAGGGUUUGCCGAGGCGCCCGGCCUGAGUUUUUGUAUUGGCUAGGCGGCAUCCGAAAUGGCUUGGACGAUGAACCGGGGCAGUUUCACGGGCCGGCGCCUGGUGCGAAGCUUGAAGUUCUCUCAUUAGAGCAUUGUCAUCGACUGCUCAAAUACCCCAUCGAUGAAGGGGAUGAUUUGAAGGACGAGGAGUGUGACAGUGGCUUCGAAUGGGUGAGGGGCUUAAGCAAUCUGCGGUCAUUAUCCUUUAGCGAAAGCACGAAUAUCCCAUCGGAGCUUGUUGAUAGAGCAAACAAGAAGAUUUGGAAGAUCCCUGAGGUUAUUCUGCCCUACUGCCUCCACGAUGGGAACGCUGUCAUUGCAGUCGAUCCCAAGUGGAAGUGA
Molecule: messenger RNA, 1191 nt
Organism: Aspergillus puulaauensis
Lineage: Eukaryota; Fungi; Ascomycota; Eurotiomycetes; Eurotiales; Aspergillaceae
Product: F-box protein
Exons: 2
Coding region: 1-1191 (396 amino acids)
Molecular function (GO): protein binding
Source: RefSeq, a predicted model, not a curated record